AUGGCGUCUCAACUCCUUCCUCUAGAAUUGAUUGACAAGUGUGUUGGAUCUCGGAUAUGGAUCAUCAUGAAGAACGACAAAGAAUUCUCCGGCACGUUGCUCGGAUUCGAUGACUACGUCAAUAUGGUGCUCGAAGAUGUGACUGAGUUUGAUUACACCGGUGCUCAGGUCAAGCUGCCGAAGAUCCUCCUCAACGGAAACAAUAUCUGCAUGUUAAUCCCUGGCGGUGAAGGGCCUGUUGGUAGCUCUUAA
Molecule: messenger RNA, 252 nt
Organism: Aspergillus mulundensis
Lineage: Eukaryota; Fungi; Ascomycota; Eurotiomycetes; Eurotiales; Aspergillaceae
Product: RNA-binding protein LSM5
Exons: 6
Coding region: 1-252 (83 amino acids)
Biological process (GO): mRNA splicing, via spliceosome
Cellular component (GO): U6 snRNP; U4/U6 x U5 tri-snRNP complex; Lsm1-7-Pat1 complex
Molecular function (GO): RNA binding
Source: RefSeq, a predicted model, not a curated record